Molecule: messenger RNA, 588 nt
Organism: Macrosiphum euphorbiae (potato aphid)
Lineage: Eukaryota; Metazoa; Arthropoda; Insecta; Hemiptera; Aphididae
Source: the annotation of a GenBank genome assembly
AUGAAACUCAACAUUUCUGUGAUCGUGGUGAUUUGCAUAAUACUAUUAAUAGUGGCAAAAGUCGACUGUACAACCAAAACUGCGACGCCCUCGAUACAUAGCAGCCGCGUGAUAUCACCGGCAGAAGAUUUGACCAGUUCUUGCUUCGUUGUCGAAGAAGGGGUUCCUGCGUGCCAAGAUGAGGAUGAGGAUGACACGCGGUCAGCGACGCGUACGCCGUACCUGAAGGACAACUACUGGUCCGACAGGGCUCGGGACCGGAAGUCCCCGACGGAGAGUGGUAGUCGUCCCUUAGGCUGGUGGUGGCGCUUAGUCGGAGAACUGAAGCGGAAUCUCGGGAAAAAAGCAUCGGCGGCGACUUCGGCGGCGGCGACGACCACGGUUCGAAGCGGCGUAUCCCAGCUACCGGAAACAAUCGUCACGUACUCGAUUAAGGGUUGCAGCCCCACGAUAGUGCCGUUCGAUUUGUCGCCUUGCAGCAACUUAUCACCGGAUGUGCCGCAGCCUGUCAGCACCACUCGGGUAAUCUACUACGUGCCACCGUUGUCCCAGAUCGACAGUUACAGCCCAUCCGACUUUGACCAAUGA